This is a messenger RNA of Myotis daubentonii (Daubenton's bat), 2830 nucleotides long. RefSeq names its product solute carrier family 35 member C1 (gene SLC35C1). The coding region runs from base 386 to 1588 and encodes 400 amino acids. The transcript is spliced from 2 exons. The record is from RefSeq and is a predicted model, not a curated record. NCBI's taxonomy places the organism in Eukaryota, Metazoa, Chordata, Mammalia, Chiroptera, Vespertilionidae.
GGCAGCCCGCGCCGCCCUGCCCGCACCUCUCCCCAUGCCGUCCGCCACUCCAGCCCCCGGGCCCGCAUUCCUCCGCCGCCCACUUUCCCUGCCGCUCCGCUGCCCUCCCCUCCGCCCCGGGGGCCCUUCGCCCCUGCUGUGUUCUCUGCCUGCUCACCACCCCUUCCCUGCGCCUGGUCCCAUGAGGCCCCUGGGGUGGGAGCAGGUGGAGAGGCUCACCCCAAAGCCCAGCCUCCCCCUCGCAGAGGGCGGCGGGAGGCCUGCGGGCCCCGCCCCGUGUGGCCGGUGAGCGCCGCGGCCUGAAGAAAGUGGAAGUGCGCUCCCGGCCCGCUGCUCCUCCCGGAGACCAGUUCUGGCCAUGCCGUGACCCCUCUCCUCUGCCGCCAUGAACAGGGCCCCUCUGAAGCGCUCCCGGAUCCUGCACAUGGCGCUGAUGGGCGCGCCCGACGCCGCCGGCGGGGCAGAGGCCGGCCCGGGGAAGCCCUUCCUGCUCCGGGCCCUGCAGAUCGCACUGGUCGUCUUUCUCUACUGGGUCACCUCCAUCUCCAUGGUGUUUCUCAACAAGUACCUGCUGGACAGCCCCUCCCUGCAGCUGAACACCCCCAUCUUCGUCACCUUCUACCAGUGCCUGGUCACCACCCUGCUGUGCAAGGGCCUCAGCGCCCUGGCCGCCUGCUGCCCGGGGGCCGUGGAGUUCCCCAGCCUGCGCCUGGAUCUCAGGGUGGCCCGCAGCGUCCUGCCCCUGUCGGUGGUCUUCAUCUGCAUGAUCACCUUCAACAACCUCUGCCUGAAGUACGUGGGUGUGGCCUUCUACAACGUGGGCCGCUCGCUCACCACCGUCUUCAACGUGCUGCUCUCCUACCUGCUGCUCAAGCAGACCACCUCCUUCUACGCCCUGCUCGCCUGCGGCAUCAUCAUCGGUGAGUGGCAGGCCCGGGCCAUGGGACACAGGCGGUAUGGGGGCCCAGACCCGAAGGAACAACCCUGCCAAGCAUCUGUCGACUUUAUCCGUCCCAGCUCCCUUGAUGGUGGCUUCUGGCUUGGUGUGGACCAGGAGGGGGCAGAGGGUACCCUGUCUUGGACGGGCACCCUCUUUGGCGUGCUGGCCAGCCUCUGUGUCUCGCUGAACGCCAUCUACACCAAGAAGGUGCUCCCGGCGGUGGACGGCAGCAUCUGGCGCCUGACCUUCUACAACAACGUCAAUGCCUGCGUCCUCUUCCUGCCCCUGCUCCUGCUGCUGGGGGAGCUUCAGGCCCUCCUCCGCUUUGCCCAGCUGGGCAGUGCCCACUUCUGGGGCAUGAUGACGCUGGGAGGCCUGUUUGGCUUUGCCAUUGGCUACGUGACAGGACUGCAGAUCAAGUUCACCAGUCCCCUGACCCACAACGUGUCGGGCACGGCCAAGGCCUGUGCCCAGACGGUGCUGGCCGUCCUCUACUACGAGGAGACCAAGAGCUUCCUCUGGUGGACGAGCAACAUGAUGGUGCUGGGGGGCUCCUCCGCCUACACCUGGGUCAGGGGCUGGGAGAUGAAGAAGGUGCAGGAGGAGCCCAGCCCCAAGGACAACGAGAAGAGCGGCGUGGGGGUGUGAGCUCCUGCCGGGACCUCGGGAUGGCCCGCCUAGGAGAACGCCCCACCCCAGGAGAAAGCCCAUGAAUGCAGUGGAGGCCUCUCGUACCCAGAGAGAGAGACCUGGGGGGAUGUUUGCAGACUGAUCAGAAUCUGGUGGUGGAAUUGGAACCAGUGUUUUCAAGUAAUGUCGGAAAGUUGCCAAUCCUAUCUCAACCUCCUUUCCUAUUUGGGGGUAGGACCCCCAUGAGAAGAGCACAUUGGCCCUUGGGGAGUAGGAAAGUGGGGCACCCCUUCCUGCCCCAUCCUAGGGCCUUCUACCUCCACAUGACCUUUGGGGUUGAGGACAGGUCACAAGUUUUAAGGAACAUAUGGCGAAGCCAUCAAGUCUUCACUUGUGCUCAAGGAGACGGGUGUGACGCCACCACAGGUCAACUAAGGGGUUUGGGAAACCUCACAUCUCCAGGUCCCAGGGCAGGCAGCACAGCUUUAGCCCCACAAACCAGCUUCCUCUGGAGCGAAUGGCAGCUGGGCUGAGGGAGGAAAGGGACCAGUGUUCCCUCUUCUCUGCAGAGAGGCCACCAGGCCCCCUGGAAGGGGCGAAGGAUCAGUUGUACCUAUGCCUGGUCCUGGCACUCCCAGGGGCCACUGGGAAGUGGCCUGGGAAUGGGGCACAUCAUGGAAAAGCACCCUUUCCCCACCAUCUGCACCCCAUGUUCCCAGCUCUUGAACAUGGGGAACCACACAUCUCUUACAGGUUAAACAGGGUCAUUAGCACCCUCCCUAGACCCUGACACCCGUUUCACUGCCUCACUCUGUCUCCCAGCACCUGGUGGCCGCCUGGCUCAGGAAGUGGAGCCAGGAGCCACUUCAGCUUCUCCCAACUCUGCCUCCCCCAGAGCUUCUCCCCAGGGGGCUGAUGGAGCAGUGUCCCAGCUCAGCGCCUUCCACCCCAGCUGUGCUGGGCCCCCCAGGUCCCUGCAGGAAGGCUUGUAACCUGCUUCUGAGCCUCUUCCCUGCAUCAGUGAACCAUGGCAUUCUUCCCUGAGGGUGGGGCCGGGAGAACCUGAUUGUCCUCUCACCACUCCCCUGGCCUCUGGCUUGCUUUCACCCCUGGCCAUUUUGUUCCACCCAACUCCCCUAGAGAGUGGGUUUUCUCAACACCUCCUUUUCCAGUCCCCCCACAAUCCCAAAUGGUUUCUAAUGAAGUUGGUGGGGCCUGAUGCCCUGAAUUGUGUGUGACUUAAUUAAAAUUGGAGUAAGC